Molecule: messenger RNA, 972 nt
Organism: Talaromyces stipitatus ATCC 10500
Lineage: Eukaryota; Fungi; Ascomycota; Eurotiomycetes; Eurotiales; Trichocomaceae
Exons: 3
Coding region: 1-972 (323 amino acids)
Source: RefSeq, a predicted model, not a curated record
AUGGCAGCAACAUCUGCGGCGGCGCCUGCAGCACUUGUUGCAGCACUUGUUAAACGACCUUGGAAGCUGUUAACCAUAACUAGUCCUGGCAACUAUUAUUCAUAUGCUGAAAGUACUUGGAUGGAAUUCCAUGAACCCUGCUGUGGUGUUUGUGGUUUAUUUAUUGAAAAAGACCCGAACGCCAAGGAAUUUUUCAGAAAAGUCGAUGGCUUUACUCCAGAGCAAGGUAAUCCGUAUUAUAUCAAAAUUUCCCAUGACGAUAUUCAGGGGCACCUUGCUGCCGGCGAAUGUAAUUGGAAGUCUAUAUACAGGGCCAUCGUAAUGGAAGGCCCAAAUGACCCCUUUCUCAGCGGUGUGUCCUACCGUCAUUCCGGUUUCUGUAAGAAAGGAGGCUACCAAUUGGGCGUUCCAAGAAAUAGUGACGAUGUUUUUCUCGUCAGAAACGCCAUUCAUCCCCGUAAUAUUAGCUGGUUCAAUAGACCUGCCCGGUGGUCUCAUGAGCCAUUCCCGGUGAAUUGCGGCUUCCCUAUCCAUGAGUGUUGUUAUCAGCUGCUCACCAAGUUCUAUGCACCCGAGCACAAGAUAAAAAGAAACACAUUUCGCCUUCUUGUUGCUUUCGCGCGCGAACAUUGCACCAAAAUCGAAGAUUUCUCCCGUUUCGGUCCACCACCGGAGGGAUCCGAGGCAUGGAAAACAGUCCAAUACGAUCCUUUGUUUAUCACAAACUACUAUGAGGCGCUAGAACGCUCCCUCGAGUGUUACCAACGAGGUCUACGUGAUGGCGUAGUUGAUAGCAACCCAGGUGUCAUGACUCAGAUGGGGUUCUACAUUUCACCCGGUAGCUUUAGUCGAGUAUCGGAGGACAUUGCCCAAAUGAUCCUGGAUUUGCUUGAUGGAGCAGAUUGGCGAAGACUCAUUUUGGGAGCUGGGUUCAAGAACUGGACUCCCGUGGGCUAUAUUAUCAGUCUCUAG